GGUGAGAUUCCUCGUUUACUUUCGUCUGUUCUUCUAGUUUCUGAAGCUUGCUUUCUUGUUUCAUUACCCUUCUUAAUGUCCAUCUCUCACUGAGACUGUAUUUUUGGUAGAGAAGAUGGGUCUGAUCUCUGUUCUGAAGUCAACGUCGGCUGCUGAUUCAACGCUCCUCGGUGUUUCGCCAUCAAAGUCUUCAUCUUUGAUUCCGUGGUUGAAUCCGGUAAAGAUUGAUGACGUUGACAGGGGAGGAACAGCGUUUUUUGAUGAUGGUGAUGAGGAUGAUGAGAAGGAUUCGAGUGACCAAGUUCUUCCCACAUGAUUCUUGUUUUUAAGUUAUGUUUUCAUUGUUCUCUCUUUUCUAAAAUUCAAAGUAAGCUACUUUCUUGGUUCUGAUUUCGUAUCUUUGGAGGUGUGGAUCAUGUUCUUUUUAUUCGAUGAUUACUUUCAAGUGGAUGGAGUAGAUUGGCACGAGAGUUUCCUUUAAAGGUUGGUGACAAGUUUACUUUCAAAAGCUCAUCAAACCUACAGAGUUUGUCCUCAUCACCUAGAAGAGCAGAAAGUAGAUCACUGUGAUUGACUGAUGAAGUAAUGUUUUGUGUCUAGCUUUCUUAUAUCUAUGGAGGCAUUAUGAUGUUAGCUAAUGUGUUGUGUUUAUGUGUCUGUUACACUAUAUGUUUGUGAUACUAGUCCUGAGACUUUAAUUUUGCUUUAUCUUGUUUAUAUGAAAUUAGUCUUGAGUUUAG
This is a messenger RNA of Eruca vesicaria subsp. sativa (arugula), 740 nucleotides long. The record is from the annotation of a GenBank genome assembly. NCBI's taxonomy places the organism in Eukaryota, Viridiplantae, Streptophyta, Magnoliopsida, Brassicales, Brassicaceae.